This is a messenger RNA of Cinara cedri, 3967 nucleotides long. The record is from the annotation of a GenBank genome assembly. Lineage: Eukaryota; Metazoa; Arthropoda; Insecta; Hemiptera; Aphididae.
CUUAUCAAACGCUCCAACUUCCGAACAUGUGAAAUGCAAUAACAAUAUUCAAAAUUUCAAAUAUUAAAACCAGUAACAAAUUAAUUUCUAGUAUCAUAUAAAUAUAAUUGAUUAAGAACCUAUUGUCGAACUAACUAUAGAUUGUCAUUAGCUGUUAAAUAUUUCUAAUAAUGCAAAACUCAAGUACUUAUGCUGAAUUUAUUGGCAGAAAGGUGAACAAAGUGAGAUGGAAGCCCGAAGAUCUGAUGGCGUCGACAAUGUUUGUCACAGGAUCUUGGGACAAUGAAAAUGUAAUAGGAUCAUUACUAAAUAUAUCUGUGAACUUUUCGUUUAAACUGAAUGUUUUAGGAUAACGUUUUGGAAUUGUGGGGACUAACGUCUGGAAAUGGUAAUUCGGCUAUAGACUUCCCUCCAAAACUAUUGGAUUCUAAGGAACAAAAUGGAGAUGUAACACAAAUUAAGGUAAUAACGAAUAACUUUUAAAAUUAUUUGCAUUGUAUUAUUGUUAAUAGAUCCAUUAUUUUUUAAGUUUUUGGAUAACAAAUUUGUUGCUGUAAGUACAGAUAGUGGAACAGUAAAAUUGUAUCGUAUAAUUGGUGAGAAUGAAGCGCCCACUGUUCAUUUAGAAGAAGUUACAUCUUGGGAAAAUCUGCAUUCAUAUGGGUAUGUACUAUAUUUAUAGUUUUGUAGGUAUUCACUAUACAGUUGUAAACAUAUUUGCGUAUUUGUUUUUAUAUACAACUAUUUAUAUUUUUACUAUGUUAAAUAUAAUAAUAAUAAAACUGAGUUGUCUAAUAAUUAAACAUAAUUUGAAUUGUCUGAAAUUAGUUAAAUUUAAAGUUAAUUUAUUGUAUAAGAGAUCAACUUUUUUUUUUAAAAAUUUUAAACAAAGUUUACUCAAACCAUAUAAUUUUCAAAAAUUAAUUUUAAAUAAAAAUGUAUGUAGAAAAUGAUUAAUAAUACUGAAACUUUUAAAUCCUAUAAUGGUAAUCUUGUAUCUUACAAACAAGUUAGGAAUUAUUAUUGAAUUUCACAAAUAACAAUGUACAACAUUUUUAAGAGAUAGCCAUAAUUUGUUAAACAUGUUAUUCAUUUUAAUACAAAUAAUAAGAGAUUGAGAUAAUAGAUACUAUAAAAAUCAGAGCUUUUAAUAUUCUGUCUUGACUUCAAUCUUUAACGCAAUGUUAGUAAAAUGUAAAAAUUAGUGUAGGUAUUUAUAAAUUUAAUAAAGGUAAUAAUGUUAUAAAUAAUAAUUGAUUUACCUCCUAGCGAUCAUGCCUUUUAAACUGUUAUUGAUGGUCACACCACAAUGUUAACACUGCCAUUAAUUUGUUUAAUUUUAGUGUAGAUUUAAAUUGCCAUUGUAUUUUGCAUAAAACCAUGCUGAGGAAUCUACAUUUUCAAACACUUAGUUAAUUUAUCUAAAUAACUUUAUUAAAACAUAUUAAACAAAUUAAAAUUUAACUUGGAAUAUUUUUUAUUCAAUAUUAGGUCAUGGCAUGCACAAAUACCUUAUAAUUGACUACUGAUGAAUUCAAGUGGACUCAUAAAUUUGAGAACUAUUGAAAAUAGAUUUUACGUAUAUAGUGUAACAAUAGCGAGGGAUCUCACUAAAUUGUAAAUUAAAGAAACAGUUUUCCCAAAAAGCGCGAUGAAAAAAAACACCAUCUGCUUGACCGUUAGGUUAAAAUUAUCAAUUGUUGCCAAUAAUUAUUUUUUAUACAGGAUGAUUCACUAAGCGCGCUCGCCCUAUUAUUUUGGGUAAAUUUUGCGUGAAAAACUCAUUCUAAUUUUUGGAAUUUUUAAAUAUAGUUAAAGUUGAUAUUUUUUUUUGAAUCCUUAGAUUUUUCACCAUAUUUAAUGAGUAUUCUGUGGCGUUACCAAUUUUGGUUUUUCAAAUGAGAACCUAUAUUAAAAAUUCCCUAAAUAGACUGAGUAUUAUUUUAGUGACAACAUUUUUGAUUUUCCGUCACCCAUUAACAAGAUGUUCUAUUUUUAGUUUAGGUAGGAGGAAAGUGAGGGAGUAUCAUUUGUGUGACGGCAGUUUAUUUGUGCUCCAUUACUCUCCCUCUACCCAAACUUAAAAGUGAAAUAUAUUGUCACCAGGUUGACGGAAAUAAAAAAUUUGAACACCAACAUUUGUUUAAAGUAAUGCACCAUCUAUUUAUGAAAUUAUUAAUAUAAGUUCUCAUUUGAAAAACUAAAGUUAGUAUCAACACUAGAUACUCCUUAAAUACUGUGAAAAAUCUAAGUAUUUGAAAAAAUACUGGCUUUAACUACACUUAAAAAUUCCAAAAAUCAGAAUUUGAAUAUAAUGCGCAAAGUUUAACCAAAGAAUGGGGUUAGCACGCUUAGUAAAUCACCACGUAUAAGGUAAGAGUGUCAAAAAAAAAUAAUAUAGUAUUAUUACUACACCACUCAGAGCAGUUUUUUAUUUACAAUGUUUUAUCGUUACAUAAUAUAUAUAUAUAAAUAAAAUUGCCCUAAAUAUCAUUCAUCUGCCCAACUACUACCUACAAUAGUAGGCUACUUGUUAGCUGUUUCACCUUUUUUUUAUUUAUAUUAAUUACUUCACCAAAAAUUUUAUAGUAUUUUAGAUAAUACCUUAUUUUAACUGUAAUAUAAACUUAAAAUAUUAAUAACCAUACCAUCACAGAUCAAUAACAUUGUUUUAAUAUCAAAAUUAUAAUAUUUUUAUUUAUGAAAUAAAAGCGUAAGUAUAAAUAUUUAAGAACAUGAAGGGUACUUGAUUUUAUUUUUGGUGUAUUAAACAUAAAAUUAUCAUAAUGAUAAGUUUUUGUAUUGAUUAAAAUGGUAUAUAAAAGAUAUGUUUUAAAUUGUUUAUAGUAAAAAAAACAAAUGCGCUUGCACAGAUCUUGCUGUCUGCAACUAUUUAUUAGCAACGAUUGGUGCUGAUCAUAAACUUAACAUCAUAUCAUUGAACACUAAACAAGUUCAUCAGGUUGUAGGUCAGUACAUUUUUAAUAUAGUUAAAUAAUUACCCACAUUAAUGAAUUGUUAAUAAUAAUUUUCUAGAGGAAAUAAGUAGCUCACUUUUAACAUGUGUUUGUUUCUUAACUGACACUCAAGUACUCUGCUGCAAUUCAUUAAGUCAAAUGAAACUUUGGGAUUUAAGAGUUAAUAAAAGUGACAUAACAGCUGAUAUCAACAAUUUCUCUCAGGUUUGUAUCCAAUAUUAUGUUAUAUUGUACAGAAAACCAUUAAAUUACAAAUGUAUUUGAAUUUUAGAACCAAAUGGCAAUUGGAUGCAUCGCACAACACCCUAGUCAAAAGCAUUUAAUUUUCACUGGUUCUGAGGAAGGAGAUGUUGGUGUUUGGGACAUGAGAACCAACAGUUUGUUGACAACAAUGAGUAGUGGUGACCCCUCAUCAAUUACUGAAUUGGCAUUUCACCCUUUGGAACCAGACCAUUUAUUUUCGUGUUCUUCUGGAGGAAAACUGUUGCAAUGGAGUUCUAAGAAGUCAUAUUUGUGUCAAAUUGAUCCUGGUAUGUUGAUUAAUUAUUGUACUUUGAAUAAUAUUUCAAUAUUUAAUUUCAUUGUGGUAUAAUUGUUAUUGUAUUUUAGGAGAUUUGGAAUAUUCUAACUUUUGGAUCAAUACGGACAAAGUAAAAACAAAAUUGACAGUCAACACUGUAAUGCAACCAAUUUGCGAUCCCAUUAAUUCAUUGGAUAUACAGAAACAACAACUCAUAUGUGGUGCUGAUGAUGAAGCAGUUUACUUUAAACAAAAUUUAAAUUUAUAAUAAACUACAUUAUCCAUUUGUUUAUAAACAUUUUAUGUUACAUAAAAUUAUUAUUUUACCAUUGAAUUAUAUUAUUUUCCUUCUCAUCUUAUCUUAUACAAUGAAAUAAUGUGAAAUAUUUAAUUGUACAAUAAUUUAAUACAUUUGUAUUCAAAAAAUAAUUGAAACAUACAAUUAAAUAAAUUAAGAGAUAAUUAUGGC